Messenger RNA from Galeopterus variegatus (Sunda flying lemur), 2535 nucleotides. It is a transcript of the gene SYP, whose product is annotated as synaptophysin. Gene Ontology annotation, cellular component: presynaptic active zone; synaptic vesicle; synaptic vesicle membrane. The transcript is spliced from 7 exons. The coding region runs from base 32 to 973 and encodes 313 amino acids. Lineage: Eukaryota; Metazoa; Chordata; Mammalia; Dermoptera; Cynocephalidae. The record is from RefSeq and is a predicted model, not a curated record.
UAGCAGGCGCCUCCCGCCCCCUGCAUUGCUGAUGCUGCUACUGGCAGACAUGGACGUGGUGAAUCAGCUGGUAGCUGGGGGUCAGUUCCGGGUGGUGAAGGAGCCCCUAGGCUUCGUGAAGGUGCUGCAAUGGGUCUUUGCCAUCUUCGCCUUUGCCACAUGCGGCAGCUACAACGGGGAGCUCCGGCUGAGCGUGGAGUGUGCCAACAAGACGGAGAGUGACCUCAGCAUCGAGGUUGAGUUCGAGUACCCCUUCAGGCUGCACCAAGUGUACUUUGAUGCACCAAACUGCCGAGGGGGCACAACUAAGGUCUUCCUAGUGGGGGACUACUCCUCAUCGGCCGAAUUCUUUGUCACUGUGGCCGUGUUUGCCUUCCUCUACUCCAUGGGGGCUCUGGCCACCUACAUCUUCCUGCAGAACAAGUACCGAGAGAACAACAAAGGGCCCAUGAUGGACUUUCUGGCCACGGCAGUGUUUGCCUUCAUGUGGCUAGUUAGCUCAUCAGCAUGGGCCAAGGGGCUGUCAGACGUGAAGAUGGCCACGGAUCCAGAAAACAUUAUCAAGCAGAUGCCUAUCUGCAGCCAGACAGAAAUCACAUGCAAGGAACUGAGGGAUCCUGUGACCUCAGGGCUCAACACCUCAGUGGUGUUCGGCUUCCUGAACCUGGUGCUCUGGAUCGGCAACCUGUGGUUCGUGUUCAAGGAGACAGGCUGGGCCGCCCCGUUCCUGCGUGCGCCUCCCGGCGCCCCUGAGAAGCAACCCGCACCCGGGGACGCCUAUGGCGAUGCGGGCUACGGGCAGGGCCCCGGCGGGUACGGGCCCCAAGACUCCUACGGGCCCCAGGGCGGCUACCAGCCCGACUACGGGCAGCCCGCCGUUGGCGGUGGCGGUGGCUACGGGCCUCAGGGCGACUAUGGGCAGCAAGGCUACGGCCCUCAGGGUGCGCCCACCUCCUUCUCCAAUCAGAUGUAGUCUGGUCAGUGCAGCCCGGGAGGACCCCAUGGGUGGGCAAGAGCUCAGAGAAAGCCUGCCCCCCCUUCCCACCCCUACACCCUAGGUCUCCACCCCUCAAGCCAGGAGACCCUAACUGUCUUUGCUGUUUAUAUAUAUAUAUAUAUAUAUAUAUUAUAUAUAAAUAUCUAUUUAUCUGUCUGAGCCCCACCCUCACUUCACUCCCUUCAUGCACUAGGGGCCCAGUCUUGAGUGGGCCCCUCUCUUACUCCUACCCCUUCUCCUGCAUCCCUGUUCCGCGGCCCUGUCCCCUGAGGUUAGGGGGCUCUGAAAGGGGGGCAGGGAAGGGACAGACCUCUGCUGAGUGGGGAGGGUGGGCGUGACUUCAGACUCUGUCCCCUAUUUCCCCCCCUUCUUUCAACUCUGGCCUUGGUUCCUCCAGAAAUGCCUGAACAGAGACCAUUAGGGAAAAUUCAACCCAAGGAUGGGAGAAAGGCAAAGAUAGGGGGGUGGGAGGGCAGUUUGAAAGGACAACUUAGGAUCCAAGGUGGUCUUGGAGGGGAGCUCCGGAGUGGAGGGGCCAGCAGUGGGUUGGGUUCUAGACAUACUGGAGCUGGAGUCUAAAGGAGAGGGGUGACCUAGGCUGAGGGCGUGGAUCUGGAAGGGGCGGGGCUUGGAGUAGGACAGGGUUCCAUGGAAGGGAUGUGACUUGGGACGUGGGGACAGGGUUUGAAAGAAUGCUGAGGGUAUCUAGAAAGAGUGGGACCUGAACCAGGCAGUGGGUGAGGCUCCAGAGUGGGCGGGUCUUGGAAAGGGGCCAGAGCCUGUGGAAGGGGUGUGGCUUGGAAUAUUCAGGAGACUGAACUUGAUUCUAAAGGGGAUAGAUCUUGAGCAAGGCAAGAAGUGGGAUUCAGGAAGGGGCCGACCUUGGGGUGAAGUCCUGGCCAGGGUUCCAGGCGGGCCGGGUCUUAGAGUGGGGCGUAAGGGUUGUUUCAGAAGGGGCAACCCCCCCCUCACUAUGACAGUGAAGAAAAUGUUCUAAAGAGGACAGGUUUGGGAAGUAGGUGUUGGGGGAUUUGAUUAGGAACUGCAGGAUGGAUUUUGUUAGGCGUGGGGGUGGGAAUGACCCUGGCCAAAACGGGACCGAAGUGGCCUAGAAAGAGCUGAGUGAUAUGACUUGGAGGAUGAGGGGUGAGAUCCAGGGAGAAGCACCCCCCACACCCUUGCCCACCCCCGUGAUGAGACAGCUAGGUAAUCAGAGGACAGAGCCAACCGGUCUGUGGGGCUGGCCCACCCCUCUUUCCCCCUUCCCCUGCCCCCUCCCUCAACACUCCCACCCAUCCUGGGGUGGUUGGAGACCCGGUCUGGAGCCCCUAUCCUGCACCCUCUGCUGUGUCUGUGAUGUCGGUAGUGCCUGUGAUCGUGUGUUGCCAUUUUGUCUGGCUGUGGCCCCUUUCCCUCCCCUCCAGAUCCCCACCCUUUCCUGCGCCCUUCGGUAUUGUUCGAAGACCCCCUCCCCAAGGAAGAACAAAUGACUAAUUCCCCUCCCCCAAAUAAACUCCUCAACCAUCUAGUCCACCCGG